Molecule: messenger RNA, 344 nt
Organism: Drosophila grimshawi
Lineage: Eukaryota; Metazoa; Arthropoda; Insecta; Diptera; Drosophilidae
Exons: 2
Coding region: 36-278 (80 amino acids)
Source: RefSeq, a predicted model, not a curated record
AAAUAUUGUGAUCUUGUUAAAACUCGUCAAUAAUAAUGCCUGCGCCACAAAAAUCAACAUUCUUUUCACGUAAUCUGGUUGCCAUAGUUAUGGUGCCCAGCUUAAUUGGCAUACACUUUGGCUGGAAAAUGUUACAAGAGAAUCGCACUUUGGUUGCCGCCGACGAACAAAUUGACUUGCCACCAAUUACGUUGGCAAAAUUCGCGUGGAAGCGACUAACGAAUAACCUCAAUAAUCAGACUCAGGUUGUGGAAAAGGAAAACGGCAGCCCAAAAUGAUAGAAAUCUAAAAAUGUUACUAGUUAAAAACUAUUUAUUGCAUUAAAGUCUAAUGCAGUGAUUAAA